Daphnia pulex (common water flea) is the source of this 2636-nucleotide messenger RNA. It is a transcript of the gene CngA, whose product is annotated as cyclic nucleotide-gated cation channel subunit A-like. Gene Ontology annotation, molecular function: intracellularly cAMP-activated cation channel activity; cGMP binding; protein-containing complex binding. Gene Ontology annotation, biological process: monoatomic cation transmembrane transport. NCBI's taxonomy places the organism in Eukaryota, Metazoa, Arthropoda, Branchiopoda, Diplostraca, Daphniidae. The transcript has 10 exons. The record is from RefSeq and is a predicted model, not a curated record. Gene Ontology annotation, cellular component: plasma membrane; intracellular cyclic nucleotide activated cation channel complex. Bases 280 to 2418 code for a protein of 712 amino acids.
GGUGCUGGUAGUCGCUGUUUUCGUUACCCGUAUGGUAGUUAGUCACAGGUCAAUAGUUUCAAUACGAUCAAGUUUGGUGUGACCCGGAUCACGCACCUCUCUCAACAAAAAGAGCAAGAACCAAGAUCGAUAUCCUCAAUCGUCUCGGCGCGCUUCACUCUACAAGUUUCAUUGUUUCAACUCAAUUCCCACGUCUUCCAUUCGUUAUUCACGUAAAUUAUCAGCUUUCCAUCUGCACGCACCAAAUCUACGUGACACAAAACAACAAUCUUGGGAAGGAUGUCCGUUACUGUGCCUUUGGUCACUUUCGAUCCGUCAGACGAGAACCGCGGAGGUAAACAGAGGACGAAAAUGGAGGAAGAAAAAUCUAAUUACAACGGAAAUGACGCUGUUCACUUGGCCAGUUUCACUCAGCGGAUGGGGCGAUGGAUACAUCGAUUCCGGCGCACUCGUCAAAUGAUGUCAGAUGUUCAUCCAGGCCCAGACGCAGGUUUUCUGGAACGUUACGCCACUGGAGAUCAUCAAGAGGAAGGCCGAAGUGAUGUUGGUUGGAAUGCUUUCCUAUGUCGGCAACACUGUCACGGCCAAUUAGUGGUGGAUACUACUCAAAAAGGCCAUUACAGAUGGCUGGGCAUUGUGAGCAUUGCCAUCAUGUACAACUACAUUUUCAUCGUGGGUCGUGCAGUAUUUUGGGACAUGCAGAAUAUGUGUCCAAUUGUUUGGCUGGUUCUCGACUAUCUUUGCGACGUGAUCUACAUGCUCGACAUGAUUGUUCACGCCCACGAAGGAUAUUUGGAGCAAGGUCUGAUGGUGACGGAACCACAGAAAUUGCGGAGUCACUAUUGGCAAAACUGGGAUUCCAAAAUGGACGUUUUGAGUUUACUGCCAACAGAUUUGCUCUACCUAGUUUGGGGUAGCCCGACAGAGUGCACCCAUGUUCCGUGUGGCGUCAUUGUUCGAAUGAACCGACUUCUCCGCUUGUCCAGAAUGAUGGCAUUUUUUGACAAAACAGAAAAUCAGACUAAUUUCCCAAACGCUUUCAGAAUAGCAAAGGUUAUGAUCUAUCUACUUGUAAUCAUCCACUGGAACGGUUGUAUCUAUUUCGCAAUCAGCAACGCAAUUGGUUUUGGAUCCGACGGAUGGGUGGUCACGCUGGUCGAAAACGGCACCAACCUGUCACUAACCUAUCAAUACAUUUUCACGUUUUAUUGGUCGACGCUGACGUUGACGACGAUCGGUGAAACGCCACCACCCGAGAUAGAAGUCGAAUUUGUCUUUGUGAUUGUCGAGUACAUGAUUGGCAUCCUCAUUUUCGCCACCAUCGUCGGUAACAUCGGCUCAAUGAUUACAAACAUGAACGCUUCGCGGACCGAGUUCCAAACAAGGAUGGAUGCUGUUAAACAAUACAUGGUUUUCCGCAAAGUCUCCAAGGAGUUGGAAGAACGAGUCAUCCAGUGGUUCGAUUACAUGUGGAGCAACAAACAGUCGCUGGAUGAAGGAAGCGUUAUGGACACACUUCCCGAUAAACUCAAAGCUGAGAUCGCCAUCCAUGUCCAUCUGGAUACGUUAAAACAAGUUAAAAUCUUCCAAGAUUGUGAACCAGGUUUGCUGGCAGAACUCGUUCUUAAACUUCAGCUGCAAGUCUUUAGUCCUGGAGAUUAUAUUUGCCGGAAGGGCGACGUGGGUAAAGAAAUGUACAUCGUCAAGAGAGGAAAGUUGAGUGUCUGUUCUGACGACGGCAAAACGGUUUUUGUGACACUGGGAGCUGGGAGCGUCUUUGGCGAAGUGAGUAUCCUCAACAUUGCCGGAAACAAAACGGGAAACAGAAGGACAGCCAACGUCCGUAGCGUCGGCUAUUCCGAUCUGUUUUGUUUGUCUAAAAGCGACCUGUGGAACGCUCUGCAAGAAUAUCCGGAAGGUCGAAAAACUUUGCUGGAACGAGGCCGUCAGCUAUUGCUCAAAGAUGGACUGUUGGACGAGGAAGUCAACAGACGACAUCAGGAUGAAAGUGACUCGGCUAAAGAUAGAAUAGAAAAACUUGAAAUGGCGCUGGACACGCUACAAACGCGUUUCGCUCGUCUUCUAGCCGAAUACACAAGUAGUCAACAGACGAUGAAACAGCGUCUCAGUCGAGUCGAACAACAUCAGCCUUCCAUUCGCGGUGAAGACGGAACUCUGGAAAAUGUCACGGCUGCCGUUAUUACUUCGACGCCCAAUUCCAAAAGAAAGAGUAGCAAUUUACUGGACGUUCCAUCGAGGAAAUAUUCGACGUCACGCCCCAAUGAUGCCACCGGCGACGACGUCGAUUGCGUGACAGCAGCAGCUCCAUUCACAGAAAACGGAUUCGACGCGGACCGGGGGGCUGAAUCUUCCGUUUCAAAAUGCCGUCAGAUUGAAAACGCUGACGAUAACCAAUGAAAAUCGGGGCGAAGAAGAACCUUCCCUUUAAAGACAACAGACACAUCAAGUUUGUUCAGUCAAGGUUCCAACUCGGAUAACCGCCGAAAAACAGUUAUUUUCCUCCGCGCACGUGACGUGUAUUCCAAGAGUGUUUUGAAUUCAGUCGCGAGCUUUUUCCAUUCUGCUUUUUUGAUCUAUUUUUAUCACAAGAGUAAAGAGAGAAUUCAACCCCUCUA